Esox lucius (northern pike) is the source of this 847-nucleotide messenger RNA. It is a transcript of the gene cxcl12b, whose product is annotated as chemokine (C-X-C motif) ligand 12b (stromal cell-derived factor 1). The record is from RefSeq and is a predicted model, not a curated record. Gene Ontology annotation, biological process: chemotaxis; chemokine-mediated signaling pathway; axon guidance. The coding region runs from base 81 to 392 and encodes 103 amino acids. The transcript has 4 exons. Gene Ontology annotation, molecular function: chemokine activity; chemoattractant activity. Gene Ontology annotation, cellular component: extracellular region. Lineage: Eukaryota; Metazoa; Chordata; Actinopteri; Esociformes; Esocidae.
GCUGACACUCAUUCUACUCUCAGCCCUGUUGGAUACUGGCUGUCAGAAACCCCUGGCUCUCUUGUGACGCCCUCCGAUACAUGAAGACCACCAUGGAUGUCAAAGUGCUGACUGUAUUGACCCUGCUGUCCGUUGCCAUGGAUGUGCCCCUCUCUACAGCCAAGCCCAUUAGCCUGGUGGAGAGGUGCUGGUGUCGCUCAACCCUGAACACCGUCCCGCAGAGGAGCAUCAGGGAGCUCAAGUUCCUCCACACGCCCAACUGCCCCUUCCAAGUCAUUGCCAAGCUGAAGAACAACAGGGAGGUGUGCAUCAACCCAGAGACCAAAUGGCUGCAGACCUAUCUGAAAAAUGCCAUUAACAAGGUAAAGAAGUCCCGAAGGCGUGCUCAGUAAAGGGGCUCCUCCACACCGCCCUCUCAGGCCUGCAGUGCCCCAAUCCCAGGCCAUCUGCACCCCAAACCUCCUCUACUAUACAGAUAUGGAACUCCACAUGCUGUAGCCACAAGUCUCUGCUCCAGGACACUCUGGAACCCUCCGGAAUGCUCCGGAACACUCGCAGAUCAAGCACUUCACCGCCAGACAGACUGUGAUGCCUUCCUGGUGCAAGCCGCGUCACUGCCACUGACCCACCCACGCCGCAAACACCUCUCCUCACGUCGUUAGCACUGAGUGCAAUUAAGCCUAGUUAUAUCGGAAUGUGCGAGUCUGUGUGAAGAGUGUGUGAGCACAAGUGAAUGUAUUUUUGCUUUAUUCACUAUGCUUUUUUAAAGUGUCACUCUGGAUAAGGGCAUCUGCUAAAUGACGCGCGCAUGCGUGCGUGUGUGUGUGCGCGCGUGUUUGUGUGUGUG